UUAUUCUUUAAAAAAAUAAUGGCCAAAAAUAUCUGUCAGAUUUGAAUACCAUGUUGGUUAUGCAUAAUCUUUUUAGCGCCGGGAAGCUAGGAUUUUAGUGUUUAUGAAGUCUACCUUCUUUCUUUUAGUCAAUGUCUUCUCAUAUUUUGUCCACUGAACCGUGCGUUUAUCCCAGUUUCAGAAUUUUUUAUUGCAAAUAAUAAGCAGUACAGUGAAGAUAUUUCUGAGAAUGAAAAUGCUUUAUUUCCUCAUCCUUAACGCCGUCAGGUUUAUUCAGGAAAGUUACCAGGAGGACCCUUGUACAGAAUACAGUGAAAUCUCCGACCUAUUGAAAAGAAGUCCAUACUACAAACAGGAUGCCAUGCCUCUCUGUGACAAUAACCUGACUACUGGCUGGUACAGGGCAGGCUACCUUAAAAUGCCAACAUCUCCACCUGAUCUUGGAUCUUGUGGGACUUAUUAUCCUUACUGGUUGAAAGGUGACCAUCCAUCAAGUUAUGUGAUGGAUAACGUUGAAGUUUGUAGGGUUGGGAUUGCAAAACCUUGUACUCAAGUUAUACACAUCAGCGUAAAAAACUGCAGCACGUACAUGGUUUAUCGUUUACCCCCUGUAGAUUGCUGUAACUCCGCGUAUUGCUUUGAAUCGCCUACAGGAUGUAAAUCAGAUGCGUCAAUGGACCCUUCUGUUGAAAACUACAACAUAUCUUGGGUUAUUGAGACUAGAGGGAAUAUAUCACGAUAUGACCCUCGUUUAAAUUUUAUAUGUAGAUUUACGCCAUUGACUGAUGAAUCAUUGUUUUAUGACAUUUCAUGGUACGUUGACGAUAUUGAAGUAAUAAAAGGUCAAACUGUAAACCUCAGUACAAUGGAGAAUGCCCUGUUGCCUGUCAUGACAAUUUUAGAGAAUAACAAAACAGCAGGAUUAAUGAUUCAAUGUGUCGUUGGAAUCAAAUUAACUGCAAAUGGCUCUCCUUGUGUUACUAAUGCAAGUCAACCCUUUUUUGCUGGCAUUAAAGUAUUAACUCCACAACUUUUUAUAGACCUAGGAGGGAAAGCCAACAUUCACCUGCAAUUAACAAUACCUUACGCAGAUUCAAAUUUCAUGUUUAACGGUCAUUAUACGGAAGCCAAUGAUCUCUCUGUGAUUGCUUAUAUCCCCGCCCAUUCCUCACUUUAUUGCGAAAAUAGCCCUUUUCAAAAAGAUUUUAUUCAAAGACGCUGUAAAAUCAGGAUAAAAAGUUAUUCCUAUAAAGAGAGGGCUAAAUAUGAAACUAAUGUUUGGAAACAGGUUUAUAAAAUGACAAUUUUUGAACAUGGCAAUGCAUUUAGUAAUUUGAGCAUGUUAGAAAGGGGCAUAACGCUGCAGUUGAAGACCAUGACAACUACAGGCGAAGGAAGUAGAAUAUUCAGCCGUAUAGAUCUACAAGAUAUUCUGGUAUACAGCAAUCAAACAUCUUCAAUACAGUCAAUGUCGACGACAACAGUACCAAUCCAAGAUUGUGCAACAAUGUCAACUCCUCCUACAUUUCCACAAACAACUAUGACAUCAAAUAUACUUACCACGCCAUCUAUAGCAUCGCCAACUCAUAACUCACUGAGAACAACAACACAAUCAAAGAUGAAUGCAAAUGCAACCAUAUCGGACUGUCUUGGAAUCAACAAAAACAACAGCGUAGUCUUUAAUUCCAAAGAAAAUUGUGACCUACUGGUAACCUCAACAUCUGAAGAGUUUACAGUCCCGGGAAAUGUAUUUAUUGUUGUUGUCUCAGUCUUAGUGGCAUUUAUUGUUUUGGUUCUUUUGAUUUGGCGAUGGCGUUUACGAUCCAGCAGGUGCAAGAAGUCGGAAAGCAGGAAUGGCAAUUUUGAUGGGUCCUGUAAAGAAAAUCAAUCUUCGGCAGAUAGAGAAAGCACUGAGGGAAAACAUAGUUGGGAUUUAUAUGAAAACAGUGAACAAUCACUAGGACAAACUACAAAAGAAAAUGAAGAUACUUAUACAAAUAUUACCGAAUUAGAGGAAAGUAUACCAAAAAACAAUUCACACGGGAAUGAAAAUUUUUACCAAAAACUGGGUGACCUCGAAACUCGUUUUUACGAACAGUUGGGAGAAAAUAAUCUUAAUUUGUACGAACAUCUUGAAGGAAACGAGACUCGUUUAUAUGAGCAAUUGGCUAAAAACAAACAAUGUUUUUAGAACAUUUACCAA
Molecule: messenger RNA, 2203 nt
Organism: Saccostrea cuccullata (small rock oyster)
Lineage: Eukaryota; Metazoa; Mollusca; Bivalvia; Ostreida; Ostreidae
Exons: 11
Coding region: 230-2191 (653 amino acids)
Source: RefSeq, a predicted model, not a curated record